This is a messenger RNA of Olea europaea var. sylvestris, 2163 nucleotides long. Its product is annotated as MLO-like protein 4. Lineage: Eukaryota; Viridiplantae; Streptophyta; Magnoliopsida; Lamiales; Oleaceae. The transcript has 15 exons. The coding region runs from base 324 to 1985 and encodes 553 amino acids. Gene Ontology annotation, biological process: defense response. The record is from RefSeq and is a predicted model, not a curated record. Gene Ontology annotation, cellular component: membrane.
UUCUUUAUCAUCUUCGUCUAUCAUGCAUGUGAAAGGUUCGGACCGAAAGUGGCAAAAGAAAUUGAGAUCUCACCAAUACCAAUGCACAUGCAGCUGGCCUAUUUUCCUUUAUUUAUUUAUAGAAAAUUAGAAACCAAAUGGAAGAUUCCACGAUUCAUCACCCAUGUGUAAACCUAUGCGUUAAAUUCAAGAAAGUAUGCGUAAUAUUUUUUUUAUAGUUGCAGUAAUAGAGUACUAUCCCAGUUCCCCAUUUCCUGGAUCUUCAAGAAAAUCCCACAUUUUCUUGAAAAAUAAGAUCGCAUUUGUAUUUCGUGGUGGAGAUUAUGAGGGAAGGGAGGUCUUUAGAGGAAACUCCAACAUGGUCUGUUGCCACAGUCACUACUGUAAUGGUUUUUGUAUGUUUAUCCGUUGAAAGAUCCAUUUACCGAUUUGGAAAGUGGUUGAAGAAGACAAAAAGAAAAGCUCUUUACGCUUCUCUGGAGAAGAUUAAGGAAGAGUUGAUGCUGCUUGGGCUUAUUUCUUUGUUACUGGGGCAAUGGGCAAGGUGGAUUUCUCAAAUUUGUGUGAAUUCCUCCCUCUUCAACAGUAGAUUCUUCGUUUGUUCCGAAGAAGACUAUGGUGUGAUGAAGAGAAUGUUGUCCACAGAAGGUUCUCACUUUUCAAACGAAACCGAUAUUCCUCCGAAAGGAAUUAACAAUGCAGCAUAUCAUGGGUGCGGUGAGGGUCGUGAACCUUUUGUUUCUGCUGAAGGUCUUGAACAACUUCACCGCUUCUUGUUUGUUCUGGGAUUUACUCAUGUUCUGUAUAGUUGUUUAACCGUUGCCUUAUCUAUGAGCAAGAUAUACAGCUGGAGGAAGUGGGAAACUCAAGUGAUGUUUGUGGCUGAUGGGAAUGCCCAAGCAAUGAACAGAGUGAUGAGGCGGCAAUCAACCUUUGCGUUGCAUCAUGCAUCACAUCCAUGGAAUAGGAACCGUGUUCUGAUCUGGAUGCUUUGCUUUGUGAAACAAUUUAGGCAUUCAGUACGGAAGUCAGAUUAUUUGGCAUUGCGAUUGGGUUUCAUCACUAAUCACAAAUUGCCUCUGUCCUAUAAUUUUCAUAAAUAUAUGGUGCGCAGUAUGGAAGAUGAAUUCUAUGGAAUUGUCGGGAUCAGCUGGUCGCUUUGGAGUUAUGCCAUACUAUGCAUCGUCGUAAACAUUCACGGUCUUAAUAUUUACUUUUGGCUGUCAUUUAUACCCGCCAUUCUUGUCAUGUUGGUGGGGACGAAACUCCAGCAUGUUGUCUCCUUGUUAGCACUCGAAAUUGUUGAACCACAAGGGCCUUCCAUUGGAGCUCAAGUAAAGCCACGUGACGAUCUUUUUUGGUUCGGGAAACCUGAAAUAUUACUGCGAUUGGUACAAUUCAUAUCAUUUCAGAAUGCUUUUGAGGUGGCAACAUUCAUCUGGUCCUUGUGGGGAUUCAAGCAUCACUCAUGUUUGAUGAAAAAUCAUGCAAUGAUCGUCGUUCGACUGAGUUGUGGGGUUAUUGUUCAAUUCUGGUGUAGUUAUAGUAUUGUUCCUCUGAAUGUAAUCAUCACACAGAUGGGAUCACGUUGUAAGAAAGCCUUGAUUGCUGAAAGUGUCCGAGAGUCGCUACACAGUUGGUGUAAGAGAGUAAAGGAAAGGUCCAAAACUACUAAUUCAAUUACUACAAGAUCCACGUGUUCUCUUGAAUCAACAAUAGACGAGGGGGAUGAGAUUGUUACUGUUGCAUCUGGUACAUUAUCUCCGUGUUCUUCAUCAAACUCAUUAACUGACCUUGAAACGAUUGAGUUACCAAAUGGACAUCAAGAAUGCAGUGUUGAAAAUUCAAUUCCAAUUGAACAUGCAUUUUCCUUUAGAGAUAUGCAAUGUUCAUCUGAACAACUGGCAAAUAUUGAAGAUAACAAUGUGAAUGUCAUAGACGAGGACAAGACUAAGACACUUCUUGAGUUGCUUCAGAAGACAUGAAUUAUUCAUAUAUUUGUCUUCUUUCCAUCUUUUCAUCAGUGUACAUAGAACAUUUAACAUUAAAUAGAUUCGAAAAUUGAUUGUUCUGAAGGUUAAGGUGUUCAUCUAUGCAACCUGGGAUUCAAUCAGCUCUAUAUGACAGUGCUUAUCCAUAUUCAAAUGAAAAGGAAAAUUUAUU